CCUUCAGAUAAUUAUCUGUCCAUCCAGUUGCACCCAUCUCUCUUUUUUUGUUUGUUUGUUUUUCAGUGUGUCAAAGUGUGUUUGUGUGUGUGUGCUCUGUGGUUUUGUGUCUCUUUGGACCAUGUGUGAGUGUCUGCGUGGGAUAUUCAGAGUCACCUGGACACCCUCUUCCAAUGCAGACUCUGACAGAGAAUUGGAAGAAAGUCAUGUAUUUACCCAGGCCAGAGAACCAGCCGUGAAAGACAAAAGGCAGUCUCCCCCUUCAGACAGGCCUCCCACCGCCCCCCACGCCAACCCUCACCACAGUGCCUCCCCAGAGGACCAGGAGAGCCCAGAGAGAGUGGUUCAGAAAGAGAAACUGCAUGCAGAGCUGAAACAGGUGCUGAGUCUGAAGAGAAGCCACCUGAAAGAGUCGUCUCGUUUGGCCCAAGCAGAGAUGGAUUCCUCAACAGAGGUCCAAGCAGUGGAGGAGACUGCAUCUGAGGUGGUGGAGGUUGUGAUGGAGACAGAGGCUGAGGCCGGAGCCAGUGGCUACAGUGUCACAGGUGGAGGGGAGCGAGGCAUCUUCAUUAAGGACGUCCUUAAAGACUCCACUGCAGCAAAGCAUCUUAGCCUCCAGCAAGGAGAUCAGUUGCUCAGUGCAAGAGUCUACUUUGACAAUGUGAAGUAUGAGGAUGCCCUGAAGAUCUUGCAGUGUGCGGAGCCUUAUAAAGUCUCCUUUUUCCUGAAGAGGACCAUCGCCGGUGCUGAUGUCACCAUGCACCCUGGCGCCACUAGCUUGGAACUGAAAGGACCCAAAACCAAGAUGCAGAAAAUGAGUGUCAAGAGCAUCAAACUUUUCAAAGCGAGGAAAAAGAGGGGAGGACGUUUUGGAUUGAAAAGGCUGAAGGAAAACAAGAAAGGGAGCACUGGAGCAGAGUUGGAGAUGGAGGGAUCACCUUCCAAGGUGGAGCUCAACCCUGUCGAUGUGGAGUUUGCCUUCCCCAAGUUCAAGCUGAGGAAGGAUGGGAAGGCAGAGGGAACUGAGCAGCAUGGAGGAGUAGUCGCCACUGGCAGGAAGAAGAGGAUGAUAAGGUGUCCCAGGAUGAAAGCAAAGGGUGCUGAGGCGGCUACAGGAGAAGUUGACAUGACGCAACCAAAGGGACAGGCAGAUGUCUCCCUGCCAGAUGUGCCUGGAGCUAAAGUCAAAGUUAAAGGAAAGGGCCACAGGUUCGGAAUUCAUUUCCCUAAAACAAAAAAGAUAACAUCGGACACUGCCUUGUCUGAAGGGUCUCUGGAGCUGAAACCUCCUGAUGUCAAAUUCACACCACCCUCAGUGGAAUUCAGUUUGCCAUCUGGAAACAAGGAAGUCAACCUACAGAAACCAGAAGUGAAAGUCAAGGAGGGGUCAAAGUUUAUGCACCGAGAGGUAGAGCUUUCAUUAGGACUCCCCUCAGCCUGUCACUCUGAUGAAAUUGAUGGUGAGAUAAAAGCAAAAGGUUUAGCUGAAGGAGUUGAAGGGUCAACAGGAGUGUCUAGCAUUAAAAUGCCAGCUAUUGACAUCUCUGCACCCAACAUCGAUCUGCAGCUGGACACCCGGCGUAGAGUGCCAGACGAGAUAGAGGGACCCUUUUUUAAAGGGCCAAAUAUAUCAAUGCCAAAAACUGACAUCUCACUACCAAAGAUUGGAUCAUCCGAUAUGGAUAUUGAAGGUCCAGAAAAGGGUGGAAAAAUGAGCCUACCAGCUGUUGACAUUUCACUGCCAAAGAUGACAUCAGGAGAAGCAAAUGUUGAUGUGGAAGGACACAUUGGAAAGGGAGGCAAGUUCAAAAUGCCAACUUUCGAUGUUUCUCUUCCAAAAUUCAAGUCUUCAGAGGAGGACAUGAAUAUAGAGGGGCCUGAAGUCAAAGGGGAGUUCAACAUGCCAAAAGUUGACCUUUUACGCCCAAAAGGUAAAGCAGGGGGUGAGGUGGACAUUGAAGGAUAUUUAGGAAAAGGAGGUACAUUUCAGAUGCCCACAUUUGACAAUUCUCUACCAAAAAUCAAGUCAUCAGACAGAGAAAUGAAUGUAGAAGGACCUGAAGUGAAGGGUGGCAAAAUUAAAAUGCCCUCUAUUGACAUAUCUCUCCCUAAAGGAAAAACAGAGGGGGAAAUUAACAUUGAGGGACAUUCUGGAAAAGGAGGCAAGUUCAAAAUGCCCUCAUGUGACGUUUCUCUUCCUAAAAUGAAGGGCAAUGCUAGUUUAGAGGGACCUGAAUUGAAAGGGGGAAAGUUUGAAAUGCCCACACUUGAUAUUUCCCUUGCCAGAGGAAAAGCAGAGGGUGAAGUCAAUAUUGAUUCAAAUGUAGGAAAAGAAGGAAGGCUCAAAACGCCCAUCAUUGAUAUUUCUCCUCCAAAAAUUAGGUCGUCAGGAACAGAAGUCGAUGUAGAAGGGCCUGAUGUAAAAGGAGGAAAGUUCCACAUGCCACAAGUAGACAUUUCACUUCCCAAAGGAAAAAGCGAAAUUGACAUUGAGGGAAAUUCUGGAAAAAGAGGGAAGUUUCAAAUGUCCACAUUUGAUGUCUCACUUCCAAAAAUAAAGUCACCAGAGGGUGACAUGAAAAUAAAAGGAUCUGAUGUGAAAGGCAGCAUAUUUCAUAUGCCCAUUAUAGAUUGUUCACUUCCAAAAGGAAAAACAGAAGGUGACAUUAGUGUUGGAGAUGCAUCUAAAGGCGGAAAGUUUCACAUGCCUUCACUUGAUAUUUCUCCUCCGAAAGUGAAGUUACCAGAGGGUAAAGCCAAAGUAAAAGGCCCUGAAAUCAAAGGGGGAAAGGUUGAGAUAACAAAUAUUGAUGUUUCCCUUCCAAAAGGCAUAACAGCGGGAGAAGUUGACAUUGAAGGCCAUGUCAGUAAAGGGGGAAAGUUUAAGAUGCCCAAAUUUGGCAUUUCUUUCCCGAAAUUUAAGUCACCAGAGGGUAAGGUCAACACAGAGGGACCUGAAGUCAAAGGAGGUACGUUUCACAUGCCUACAAUUGACAUUUCACUACCAAAAGUAAAAGCGGAAGGUGACAUCAAAGUUGAAGGAGAUUCUGACAUUUCCCUUCCAAAAAUGAAGUCACCAGAAGCAGAUAUCCUUUUAGAAGGACCAGAAGUCAAAGGAGGAAAGUUUCAAAUGCCAACAAUUGACCUUUCCCUUCCAAAGGGAAAGGGAGGAAUUGACACUGAAGUACAUUCUGGAAAAGGAGGCAAGUUCCAAAUGCCAGCAUUUGAUAUAUCACCAAAAAUGAAGACACCAGAUGGUGAAGUCAGCCUAGAAGGCCCUGAAGUCAAAGGGGGGAACAUUAAUAUGCCAACRAUGAACAUUUCUCUUCCAAAAGGAAAAAUGGAAGGAGAGGCUAAGGAACAUGCAAUCAAAGGGGACAAGUUUCAGAUGCCUUCAAUUGACAUUUCCCUUCCAAAAAUGAAGUUGCCUGAAGGUGAAGUCAAAGUAGAAGGCCCCGAAGCCAAAGGGGGAAAGAUUGAAAUGCCAUCGACUGAUAUUUCACUUCCCAAAGGAAAAAUGGAGGGAGAAAUUGACAUUGAAGGACAUUCUGGAAAAGGAGGACGAUUUCAUAUGCCUACAUUCAACGUUUCCCUUCCAAAAAGGAAGUCACUAGAUGAAUAUGUCAGUUUAGAAGGACCGGGUGUCAAAGGAGGGAAGUUUCAUAUGCCCACAAUGGACUAUUCCCUUCCCAAGGGAAAGGAUGAGAUUGAAACUGAAAAACAUUCUGGAAAAGGAGGAAAGUUCCAAAUGCCCAAGUUUGAUGUAUCGCUACCAAAAAUGAAGCUCCCAGAGGGUGACAUCAAACUAGAGGGACCGGAAGGCAAAGGCAGCAAUAAAUGCCUAACAUUGACAUUUCUUCCCAAAGGGAAAACUGAAGGAGAUAUGAGGUUGAGGGAGGCUGGUGGCAAAGGGGAAGUUUCACAUGCCCUCAAUUGA
Molecule: messenger RNA, 3937 nt
Organism: Salvelinus sp. IW2-2015
Lineage: Eukaryota; Metazoa; Chordata; Actinopteri; Salmoniformes; Salmonidae
Product: neuroblast differentiation-associated protein AHNAK-like
Biological process (GO): regulation of RNA splicing
Cellular component (GO): cytoplasm; nucleus
Molecular function (GO): protein binding
Source: RefSeq, a predicted model, not a curated record